AUGAUCGCCUCGUUCUUAGUGUUCCACAAGGAAUGGAACGGAGAGGAGGAGCGAGAUCUCUUACAGGGCAUCUACAAAGCGGCUCCUAGGGGCUUCCUACAGCUGCAUUACCCCUUAAACCCUGUCCCUUCCCAGGCGAGGUACCUUCAGUACAUAGCCCACUGCGUCAGCUCUUUACCCCACGGGUUUAUUGAGAGGGAAAGCAAGGACAAGAAGGGGAAGGGGAAGGGAAAAGGGGUGGCGGAGGAGGAGGGCAGCGAGUGGGGGAGCCAGGUGCUGGUUCCGUCUUCUAGAGAGGGGUGUCUGGGAGCGAGCAGCAGCCGGAUGGUGACUCUAGACUGUGUGAUUAUGCGCGGUGUGCCACAGCUGGACGCUAGAGGCGGGUGCUGCCCUGUGAUCAGAGUGUUUGGGCGCGAUCCUGGCCUGCCGGAGAACCGAGACUCGGGGCUGCUGUUUCUGAGCGCGAGGCAUGGCGUGAAUCGAGCCAAGUACUACCUGCAGGUGAGGCAAGGGGUAAAGAGAUCUGCUGAGUGCUACCUGCAGGUGAGGCAAGGGGUAAAGAGAUCUGCUGAGUGCUACCUGCAGGUGAGGCAAGGGGUAAAGAGAUCUGCUGAGUGCUACCUGCAGGUGAGGCAAGGGGUAAAGAGAUCUGCUGAGUGCUACCUGCAGGUGAGGCAAGGGGUAAAGAGAUCUGCUGAGUGCUACCUGCAGGGAAGCGGAGGUGGUGAAGAUGGAUAUGACGGCGGUGGUGCAGGGCAGGGCGAUGUGGUGAUCGAGUGUGUGCAUGUGGGUCAACUCACAAGUUCCCCGCACACACCACCUCCCUCCCCACCCACCCUGCCCCCCUUGCGCUCCCCCUUCCAAACAGCCAGAGGGAGGGAAGCGGAGGUGGUGAAGAUGGAUGUGACGGCGGUGGUGCAGGCCGAUGUGAUGAUCGAGUGCGUGCAUGUGGACAUGGAGUGGGGAGGCGCCGAGCAGAUGGUCGACUCGACCGAAUGGACCCCCUCCUCAACCGCUCCCCUCCUCACCUGCUCCCCUCCCCUUUUUUCCCUUUUUUACAACCAGAGGGAAGCGGAGGUGGUGAAGAUGGAUGUGAUGGCAGUGGUGCAGGGGGACGUGGUGAUAGAGUGCGUGCAUAGAGAGGCGGAGGUGGUGAAGAUGGAUGUGAUGGCGGUGGUGCAGGGGGACGUGGUGAUAGAGUGUGUGCAUGUGGACAUGGAGGGCGCGGGCAGCGAGCAGAUGGUGUGGCGAGUGGCGUUCAACACGGCCCACGUGCGAUCCAACAUGCUCGUGCUCUCGCGGGACGAUCUCGAUAUUCUCUGGCACACAAGGGAGCGGUUCACGCAGGACUUCAGAGUGGAGAUCCUUCUGACGGACCGGGAGUCCAAGGUACUGCCUCCACCAGCCGCCACCUCCCUGGCAGCAGACGACUUCGGCGGUCUACCCCUCGAUUCCUUCCUCAAGCUCAAGGAGGCUUUUGAGGAUUCCAAUUGGUCGCAGGACGACAGCUCACGCGCCCUAGAAGAGAUCCGCCACACCAUCUACUCCGCAGCCAGUACCAAGAGGAGAAACCGCCGGAGUGGAGGGUUGCGGGUUCGAACCCGGGUGCCGGCAGGUGGGAAGUGGGGCCCAGGAGGGGCGGGGUUUGCAGGGGAUAUGCUAGAUGAUAGCGAUUAUGCUUCGGAUUUGGAUUCAGCUGAUACUUCUCCGACGUUUUCGAGCAUGUUGCAUUCAAGGGAUGGGAGCCCGUCGCCAUCUCGGCCGUUUGGGAGUGGUUUAGGGUUUGGGAUGUUUGGGUUUCCGGGCGGGAAGGUGCGGAGGAAGGUUGGGUCGGAGAUGGUGUUGCCGCCUGGGUUGUUGUUUGCGGAGCAGACUUAUACGGAGGAGGAGGGGCUGACGAGGAGAGAGAGGGCGAGUGCGGGGGAUUUGAAGAUGCUUUGGUUGGAUUUAGCGAAUGGGCCGUCGCUGUAUUGGAAUGAGUGGGAUCCGGAGCUGAAUCCUGUUCUGGGGAAGCUUUUAAGGAGGAUGUCGAAACGGGUGCCGGGGUUUAAGUUGCCCGAGAUGGGUUUGCUGGGGCAGAAGGGACUGGAGAAGGGGGAGGAUGAGAAGAAGGAAGAGGAGAAGGAGGAAAAGAAGGAGGAGAAGGAGGAGGAGAAGGAAGAGGAGAAGGAGGAGAAAAAGGAGGAGAAGAAGGAGAAGAAGGAGGAGGAGAAGGAAGAGGAGGAUGAGGAGGAAAAGGCGGCUGCUGCAGCUGCUGCUGCUGCUGAGGCUGCAGCAGAGAGGAAGAAACAGGAGAAGCUGAGGAAGGCUGAAGAGAGGCGGAUGGAGGCUGAGAGGAGGAGGUUAGAGGAGGAGGAAGAGGAGAGGAGGGAGGAGGAGAGGUGGAAGGAGGAGCAGAGGAGGAGGCAGGAGGAGAGGGCAGCUAGAAAGGCAGCAUUAGCUGCAAAGAUGGCUGAGCCAGAUCCGCCCAGUCCCAAAGUAGCCCCCCCGCCCCCGCCUCCUCCCCCAGGGGGGGGACCUCCCCCUCCUCCUCCGCCUCCCCCUCCCCCACCCCCUCCCCCAGGCGGAGGCGCUCCUCCCCCUCCCCCCUCCACCCCCUCCCCCACCCCCUCCCCCAGGUGGGGGUCCUCCCCCGCCCCCUCCCCCGCCUCCUCCCCCACCCCCUCCCCCAGGAGGGGGUCCUCCCCCGCCCCCUCCCCCGCCUCCUCCCCCGCCCCCUCCUCCAGGGGGUGCCCCUCCUCCUCCUCCCCCUCCUCCCCUUCCGCCAGGGGGGCGGGCCCCCCCGCCUCCUCCGCCCCCUCCACCUCCUCCCCCAGAGGACCUCCCCCUCCCCCUCCCCCUCCUGGCGGGCCCAGAGGCCCCCCACCCCCUCCCCCUCCCCCUGGGGGGGGAAAGGGUCCCCCCCCGCCCCCCCCUCCCCCAGGGGGCAAGGGCGGACCACCUCCCCCUCCCCCGCCCCCAGGGGGAAAAGGCCCUCCAGGCCCUCCCCCUCCCCCCGGAUUGAAGGGCCCCCCUCCUCCCCCCGGGUUCAAGGGGAAGGGUCCCCCUCCCCCCCCCGGGUUCAAGGGGAAGGGUCCACCGGGGCCCCCUCCCCCCGGGGGGUUCAAGGGGGGGUUUGCAGCUGCUGCGCCCCCCCCCAAGAAGAAGACCCCCCUGAAGGCGUUUUUCUGGGGGAAGGUGACGCGAGUGGUGGAGGGGAACAUGUGGGCGGAGGUGCAGAAGGAGGAGCAGGUCGCUGCUACCCCCAAGCUGGACCUGGAGGCGCUAUACCCAGAGCUGGAGGAUCUGUUUUCUGCCGCCCCUCCCCCCAAGAAGAAAGACACCGGGCCCAAGAAGGAGGCCAAGCCGCAAGCACUCUCUCUUAUUGAUAUGAAGCGAGCCAACAAUUGUAUGAUUAUGCUUUCCAACAUGAAGCACCUCAAAUACAAUGAGAUUGUG
Molecule: messenger RNA, 3438 nt
Organism: Closterium sp. NIES-65
Lineage: Eukaryota; Viridiplantae; Streptophyta; Zygnematophyceae; Desmidiales; Closteriaceae
Source: the annotation of a GenBank genome assembly